AAUUAAAGCAUUGCAAGCUUCUUUAUAAGGUCCAUCCGUCCAUCCGAAUUUUAUACGAAAAACAAGCUUAAAUCUUCGCUGCUGCGCACCCCGUUCACGAACAUGCUCAUGCUAAUCAUCGAUCGUAAUAAGUGGAGAAAGAAAGAAAAUAAAAACAAAACAGAACUCCAUGAAGAUAAUAUCGUACCGUCUAAUAUAGAUACGGUUAAAUAUAUUCCAAAUUUGCAAUCAGAUCGCUUAUCAUAUAAUGAUAGUUGCUAUCAGUGCAAUAAUAGAAAUCAUCAGAACAAGAAGAAUAAAAAGCGCAAUACCGCCGACGACAAUGAAGAUGAUGUUUGCGUAAUUUUAAGAAAAACAAAUAAUAAUGCGCCCGCAACUUUAACAUCACGCUCCUCCACUUCAUCGUAUUACGAUACUAUUCGUCAUCAACAUUAUCAGCAUUGCGUGUCGUCAACUAGCGCAAGUACAACUCAAUCCGAUUACGAUGAUUAUAGUAAUAGUUGGAAUAGUUUAAACGGAAACGGUAACAAUGGCUAUUUGCAAUUGAAUGACAUUGAAUCGUCAUCCUUAAUAGAAUUGUGCAAUCACAAUAAACGUGAAAAACUCAACUCAAAAGUGACUUGUAAUGGUAGCGGCGCAUUGCGUUGUUCUGAGCAUAUAACACAAAAUGUGGUAUCGGUAGCUGGUAUCCGUAAUGUUAUCUCUUACAUAAGUCAAGAUUUCAAAGAAAUGGAAUAUCUCUUGUCACAACCACAACACCCGCAACAGCAACAACCUCAUCAUCAUCAUUAUCAUCAAUAUCAUCAUUGUCAACGUCAUCAUCAUCAUCAUCAUCAUCAUCAUUAUUAUAAUCAAUUAAAAGGGCAAGAGCAAGAGACCUACUAUCAUCAACCCUACCAACAUAGUUUAGAAUCAAUAUCGUCUUCAACAACUAAAAAAACCACAUCGACACAAUCGUCAUCAUCAUUAUCAUCAUCAGCAGAAUCUGCAAGCUUUGAUAGCAAUAACAGUACAAAUAUGAUGACUACAGCGAAUAGCACUACCAUAUCGAAUACAAUUACGGCUACCACUAAUAAAAUUAAUAAUAGUUUAAGCAUAACACGUCAUGCAAACGGUAAUAAUGCCAAAAAUGUCAAAUUGCAUGACGCCCACCAAAGCAGCAAUCUUGAGUACAAUCAGAGCAACUCUUAUGCGAACAAUGAGAAAACUAAUGCUGGAAAUAUACAAAAUUUAACCAUUUAUCGGCAACCAGCCAAUGCUCGCAAUAAAGGUGGCAGUACACCGCAUCGAACGAAAAUGUCGAAAAAACAGCUCAAAUUGGCUCAAGCCCAACUGGAUAAGUUAACGCAGUGUAAUCUGCAUCUGCACGCUUUAUUUUCGGCCGUCGAACAUGGUCAUUUAGAUAAAGCUCGCACCAUUCUAGAAUCUACAGAUAUAGACGUCAAUAGCAUCAACACAGAUGGUCUCUCAGCUUUAGAUGUUGCUGUACUUAGCAACAAUCGGUCCAUGACCAAAAUGUUACUACAGCACGGUGCUCUAGAAGGCUCACAAUUUGCUGUUGAUAAUAUAGGCACGAAACUAAAUGCUUUACUUAAAGAUGCAGAAUCACGUGUACAUGAGCUAAGCGGUUUAGAGGGUACAUGUCAGCCUACAUAUUCAUCACGUCCCUCAAUAUCAAGCAUCAUAAUCGGCAAUACGGGUUCCUCGGUUUCCGGCUGCACUGGCAACGAGAUUGAAAAACAAAUUGGAAUUUGGGAACGACGUAUUAAAGGUUUGCGUCGCUUACUUUUGGGUUGGGAUCAAGCUCGUCCUCCAGACGCUCCGGCUUCACUGACUGUUGAUGUUACUGGUGAUAAUUCGGUUCAAGUGCAAAUACUAGAACCAUUUGACGGAGCAAUCGCUACUAAAUUCAAAGUGCAAUGGUCGACACGAGCUGAUUUCAGUAAUGUGGUGGGCGAACGUGAACUAAUGGAUUGGUGCAGUUUUCAUGGUACAAUGGGGACACAAUAUCAAAUAAAUGGCUUAACACAGGGACGACGUUAUUUUCUACGUGCUGCCUGCGGUAAUGUCAAAGGUUGGGGUGAUUAUAAAACAUCUGUGCCAGCCAGCGUAAUACCUUCAAGUUGGCGUGAUUUAAAUAAUCGCGAAGAUCGUUAUUUAGGUCGUCAACUUAUUUUAGAUAAUUUAUUUACCGCCGUACGUCUGGCACGUCCCGCGGAUGUUUCAGAGUUAACGCUGGACACCAAUCAAUCUAAUCAAAGAAAAAAUCCUAAAAAGAAAACGACCAUUAAGCAAUUAUUUUCGGUAGCUUCUAAAUUUCAAAAGCACUUACGGAGAGGCAUUCACUUGGCCAGCAUAGUCUACUAUGAAGAUAAAGUGUUGGUCACCAGCGAAGACUCUUUGCCAGUUAUCGAAAUUGAUGAAUCAUAUCCUAGUUCUUUGCACAACGAUUAUCACUGGUUGAUGAAGGUGGCCUGCUCCUGGGAUGAUGUCAAGUCAUUGCGUACCGACAUGGAGCGAAAUUUAACUUCGGCCAAUCAUUUUCGUACAAAGCUAUUGUCGGCCGUUUGUCAAAUGCAGUCCGUUUUAAGUUUCAACGAUCUCGGUCAAUUAUACUAUAAGCCCUUACGAGAUUCUCAAGGUACUGUAGUUCUUAGUUGUAUUCAAUCUGUUAAAAGCCAAAAAGCUGUUUCAAUAUUGAACUCACGUUGGCUGCCAAUCAAUAAGCUACAAAAGAAACUGAUUGCUUUGCAUGAGGAAUACAAUAUUAAUGAAAUUAUAAUAUCGUCCAUAAACGAUGAGAUUCAGUAUCACCAAGCGGCUUUACAGCGUUUAAAUCCGGGCCUGUAUUUGGGUUACCUGAAAUUGCAAUGCUCCAUGGAUCAAAUACAGGUUGUGGUACCAGUUAAAACACCGAACGUCUUACCACAUUGCAGGGUACGUGAAAAUAGUCACAUAACAGCCGAAGAAUGGUUGGUUUUGAAACGCUCGUAUAGCGACGGCGAAUUUAAUAACGGUCGUGGCAGAACUAGUCCCUUAAGAAUCUCUUUAGAUUUUAACACAAAUCCCGAAGAGUCCACCGAAAUACAGCGAUUAUUUUUGUACGAUUUAUCAUCUGCCCUACACAAAUUAUUCAGUUACAUGAAUAUCAAACCCGAAGAGGCUAGCACCCACCGUCUUUAUGAUGUCGAAGUCAUAGAGCAUAGUAACGAUAUCAGUUUUCUUAUCAUAUGUCCGGCAGUAGAGCUGACUUGUGCUGUGCCCGGUCAAUCGGAAUUGUUGUUACAAAGAGACGAUUUAGCUAGCCUUAGCGUCCAAGCAUUUGAAAUGAUACACUUGCUCACCUAUCAACCCGGUAUUAUACAAAAAUAUGCUCGUCUCUCCUGUAUACUGGAAUUAGAUACCGCUUUAGCUACUCAAUCACAACGAGAAGCAUUCGCCAGCAGUGAGUUGCAAACAGCUAAAGAGAGACUGGCCAAAUUACAAGAGUUAACUAAUAGUUUAAAUGCCGUUUGGAAAACUGUACGUUGGUUGAUGGAUGUUAUAUCUUUUGCUCGCGAUAAAAACGCUUCUUCUUCAACGAUUAUUAGAGAAAUAUUGGAAUUCGCUCAUCACUCCGAUGAUUUUCAUGGCGACAAUUCGCAGCUCUUGCAACCGCCGUUAAGAGAUGUAAAAUUUAUUAAAUCGGGUUCGGGUAGAGGUAGUUGGCCAGGACCCGGCACUUUAACGAACGAUGAAAAUCAAAGACACUUCGGCCCUGAGCAUUCCAAAUCUGAACAAAAUUUGGAUACAAAACAUGGCACAACGUCUUCGUCUUCCUCAAAAUUCGAAAAUACUCAAAGAAAUACUCAAGAAUCUCAAACGGAAAUAAAUUCUUCGAAUUUGUUACACAUUGGCGAUGAAUUCAAAAUUGCUGACGUGCCGUUGCGUAAAAAUAGCGGCGAUUCUGCCACUUCCCAAUACACUUCGCGCAGUUUUUAUUCGGCUGCUAGUAAUAGUGAUUUUGACCAUAUGUUCAAUAUGCCACCGUCAAGGUCGGAUGACACUCUAUCGGAAGCUGCUAAGCAAACCUAUAAAUCUCUACUCCAUCGUAAAAGAACGAGUUCUAAUAUUAUAUCAAUGUCCACACCAAUUACACCUUCUAUUACGGUGCAUUCUUCCAAUUCAGUGCCGUACUUAGCUAGAGAUUCCGUCUCCAUGCAAGGUUCAAGCCAUUCCCUAAAGAGCAAUUUUAAUAAUGUAAGCGAUAAUAAACAAGCCAAAGCAAGCGAAAAAUUAAAAUCGGCUUCAAGUGUGAGUUUAAGAGACGGCGGUAUCUAUCUAAAAACGACUUUAUCCGCGUUACAAACCGAAAUGAAAACUGCUGUACCCAUAACUGGAGAAUCGUCAAGUCCGAAGGCAGCAUCAACAAAAAGCCUCCCUCGCCAAUCGAGCAGUGAAGAAUAUACAGCUGCCAGUUGCCCUACUUUGGCAUCUGAACAAACAGCGAACGUGAACACUAAUCCAUCAGGCAUUAUUCAAGUGUAUACUGCUUAUGACACCGGCUUGGCAAGCGGCACCAGCCUUAAACUACAUGUUACUGCCAAAACAACAGCACGUGAAGUUAUCAAUUUAGUUGUUAAACAAUUGAAUAUGGCGGCUGCAUUAAAGGGCAGUAACGGUCCUAUUUAUACCAAUGACAUGUUAAACGAUUUUUGCCUAGUCGCUGUGAUCGGAGCGCGUGAACGUUGUUUGCGAGAUGAUUUCAAGCCAUUGUUGCUGCAAAAUCCUUGGAAAAAGGGUCGAAUGUAUGUACGACAAAAACAUGAGCUUCUAGCCGCCAUUGAACAUUCAAAUCGUAAAUCACAUUUGAUUUAGGGAGAGAAAAAUCGAUAUUGGGGUUAAACACAGAAAAGUCCACUAAUUUGCACUAAGGUAAAGUAAAAAAAAAAAAAAAUUCAAAACUAAUCAAAAUGUUUGUGAAACAUUCGAAAUCCCUUCCUUUAAAGAAGGCGUUUCUUACAUUUUUUUUUUAAAUGAUGAUUUACUCUAAACUACACCAGCUCUCCUAUAUAAAAUCAAUUUCUAUAUAAAGCAAAUUUAUCAAAUUAAACAUAAAAAUUCAUAAAGUAAUCUCUUUCAUAGGAAACUUUUAACUUGUAUACUUUAACUAUAUCCAAAAAAAAAAAAACUAAUCUAAAAACAAAUAAUAGCUUUAUACGUAAAGUCAAAAUUCUGAACAAAUAUAUUAUAUUAAAUUUUCGAAAACAUUCAUACCGAAAGAUGUAUAAUUUGUUGUGCCCGACCUAAAAAUUGUAUUGAACAAUUAGAGUUUCAAAAAGAAUGCGUUCAAAAAACCAGAAACGAAAAUAAUUAUGAAAAAUUUGCAUAAUUAAAUAAAUUCUAAAAAAUAAAAAUGUAUAAAUAAAUAAAAUUACAUAUAAAAUAAAAUAAUAAUCUAAAAAGAGAAUAAUUCGAAUAAAAAAGUUGCUUAGGCCGAAUAUUUGAAUCAUCGGGUCCUCAUUAGCUAUCCUCCUAAUAUGAAUCUUACUCCAAAUGGUUUUCAAAAUAUCUGAACUAGUAUGGCACAAAAAAGAAAGAAUCAUUAGCAAAAUGGAUUUUCUUCGAAACAUUUAAAUUUAAUAUUAUCUCUAAAUUGAUUAUUAAUUAACUAAUAUAAAUAUUUAAUAAUAGAAAAACAAGUUGCAAUUUGUAAAAGCCAACUAAGAAAGACUUCGAGCCACUUUAUUUUCAAAAGUCCACAAAUCACGUAAGCCAAAAUUUGAAUUUUCACAACAAACUCAUUAUCACUAACCCAGUUAGCUCACUUUUGACCCCAAUGGCUUCGUUAAUCUGCAUUUUACCAAUUUUUGGAAAAAUCACUGAAAAUUUUUUUACAUAAAACGUUCCAGUCAGCGAACAAGCUCGCAUCCCAAUAACCGCACGCAAACACCCAGACACUACUGUUAGAUGCCCAACAACAACAACACGUCUAUUUUAUAAUCUUUAUAACGCAUAUUUCUGACCGUUCCAGAUAAAAUAGCAACUGUAUAGGAUGUAGGUAUAACAGGAGCCUACAAGCGAUUUAGAGAAAAAAGUGUCCGCGAAUGCAAUGAAAAAUAAUGUAUUCUUUUAAAUCAUUUUGUAAA
Messenger RNA from Glossina fuscipes, 6128 nucleotides. RefSeq lists its product as uncharacterized. Gene Ontology annotation, biological process: regulation of establishment of bipolar cell polarity; signal transduction; establishment of mitotic spindle orientation. The transcript has 11 exons. Bases 103 to 4857 code for a protein of 1584 amino acids. NCBI's taxonomy places the organism in Eukaryota, Metazoa, Arthropoda, Insecta, Diptera, Glossinidae. The record is from RefSeq and is a predicted model, not a curated record. Gene Ontology annotation, cellular component: spindle. Gene Ontology annotation, molecular function: protein binding.